Molecule: messenger RNA, 1027 nt
Organism: Pelecanus crispus (Dalmatian pelican)
Lineage: Eukaryota; Metazoa; Chordata; Aves; Pelecaniformes; Pelecanidae
Source: RefSeq, a predicted model, not a curated record
AUGUCCCCUCCUGGCAGCCCUGCCUGCAACACUGAUAUAGAUGAAUGCAGCCUCCCCAGUCGUCCAUGUUCACAGAAUCCAUUUGUGCAGUGCCACAACACACCAGGUUCCUACUCCUGUGAUCCCUGCCCCACAGGCUGGCAAGGAAAUGGCUACAGUUGCCAAGACAUUGAUGAAUGUGAAAGUAAUAAUGGAGGCUGCUCAACAGCGCCAAUGGUUCAAUGCAUCAACACAAUGGGAUCCUUCCACUGUGGGCUCUGUCCACCAGGUUAUGAGGGAGAUGGACAAACAUGUACACAGGUUGAUAUCUGCUCAAUAAAUAAUGGAGGAUGCCAUCCUUUGGCUACUUGUACCUCAGCUCCAGGGCCAAUGCCAUUUUGUUCCUGCACAUCUGGGUACACUGGAAGUGGAUAUGGGCCGAACGGGUGCUCUCCUCUCAGUGGUAUCUGUCAGCUGCAAAACCCUUGUGCAAAUGGGCAAUGCUUGCCAAUGAUCUCUGGAUAUUUCUGCCUGUGUAAUGCGGGCUGGACGGGCCCCAACUGUACGGAGAACAUUGACGAAUGCAUUAGCAACCCAUGCCAGAACGGAGGGAACUGCACCGAUGGGGUCAACGGCUACUCCUGCGAGUGCACCAGCGCCUGGACAGGACCACAGUGCCAGACUGCCCAGCAAGCUUGUGGAGGAUAUCUCUCAGGCUCCACGGGGACUUUCAGUUACCCUAACAACCCAAACAGCCAGCGGUACAACAGUGGGGUCAGCUGCGCUUGGGUUAUUCAAACUAAUCCCAGCAAGAUUCUGCGUAUUAUUUUCCCAUUCUUCCAACUGGAGGCAAGUAAUGAGUGUAACUCUGACUUCCUUCAAAUCCAUGAUGGGCCUUCAGCGUCAAUGCACAUGCUGGGAAAAUACUGUGGUUCCUCACCUCCUUCAGAGCUUUUCAGUUCCCACAACUCCCUGUAUUUUUGGUUCUACUCAAACCACACCAUUACGGCUGGAGGUUUUACUGUUCAGUGGGAAUCUCGGGAUCCUG